UCAUCAGGCUCUCUUAUCCUGAGACCUGUAACAGAUCUUCGGGGGCUGGUCCGGGAUCAGCAGUACUACGGGGGUCCGACAACUGCUGAUCCAGUAAUCCAUGAACCGUGGACCAGAGUGAUGACACGUUGCUGGAGCGAGGGGCACUGCGAGUGAGCGACUGCCAGGGUGAGAGAACCAGUCUAGUGGAAUCCAAGCCGAGAGAGUGCAACUCGACAGUCCCAACAACGUGCGGCAUGUUUGACAACGAGAGAAAGAGUUUUGUUUGGACAAUAAAGAAAGGACUACACAGCCUGACAACCGAAGAGAUCUUCCAGCUCACUCAAAGCAUCGGACCAGUUGAUGAGCUUGAAACAGAUAAGUUGGACAAAAAUGACGAGUUGUUUUGAAUAUUUGUCUGCUUAUAUGUCUAGCAACUCAUUGUUGAUGUUAGAAGAUGAGGGGAUUUCAUGGCUAUUAGACCUGAAAGAUAAAGUAGAUGAGAUCAUUGAGGACCAAAGCAAGAGUCCAGAGACUUGUUGACAGUUAAAUGUCGAGGGAAAGACUAACAUCCCAACCACAAUGCAUUCAUUGUCCACUGACAGAGCUACUGCUAAUAACUAUUCAGGAUCAAGCGUAAAUGAAGUGGCAACAGCCGACAGUGACACACGUAGUACACACAUACAGAGUUCCUCGCCUUGAAAUGGGCUGUUUGUGAGAAAUUCAGGGACUAUUUGUUUUAUGCACCCCACUUCACCAUCUACACAGACAAUAACCCACUAACAUAUGUCAUGGGCACAGUCAAACUGAACGCUGUUGGUCACCGAUGGGUAGGUGAACUUGCAGACUUUCAAUUUGAUAUCAGGUACCGACCAGGGAAGAGCAAUGUUGACGCUGACACCCUCUCCCGUCUACCACUGGACAGGUAUGUGGUGGAAUGCACCGAAGAAUUGUCCAAGGAAGACCCAUCAAUUGGGGCACUAAUAAGACUGAAGGAAACAAAGAGAGUCUUGUCAAAUGAAAAUCGGCGAGGAGCUUCAGUUCACGGACAUAAACGCAAAACCGGAACAGGGUGCUAAUGAUAUCAGAUUUUUCAACGGCUUGGACUCAGAUCUGAACGUAACGAUUGGUAACUUGGACUUUGGGGACGUCAGCGCCAACAACAUGUCCGUCUACGUCAGCGUACCAAAGGGAUCAGCUCAGUUCAAGAUCAAGAGCGCUGCUGAAGAGUGUGUCUACACUCAGGAACUGGGCUUCGGCAGCUCUUUCACCCUGAUCAUACCGCCGACUUUCGCAUUUGGAUCGAAUUGCGAGCAGAGCAUCCGACCCGUGUUGGACAUGGAGCAGAACAGCUUUCACAUGGCCUGGCAGAUUCCACAGUACUUCCUCCUCACCUUAGGGGAGGUGGUGUUCUCCGUCACUGGCCUGGAGUUCUCCUACUCCCAGGCGCCAAGCAAUAUGAAGUCCGUGCUGCAGGCUGGUUGGCUCUUAACGAAUGCUUUUGGCAACAUAAUUGUGCUCAUAGUCGCAGAGGCUGCGACACUGCAAGACCAGUGGGCCGAGUACGUCCUCUUCGCCUCUCUGCUUCUGGUGGUGUGCGUCAUCUUUGCCAUCAUGGCCUACUUCUACACGUACAUUGACCCGGCAAAGAUAGAGGCCGAGUUCGCCCAGAUUGACCCCGAACAGAAAGAGAAGAGGAGGAACUCCAGGAAGGACUCGGUGGAGCAACACAAGGAGGAGAGGAGGAGUUCUGACUCCAGCUACGACAACGAGGAACAGAAACAGACCAGGAUCUGAGGUGACCCCUUCUUAACUGAUCUGGAUCUCGUUAGAAGAUAGAACACAAACUUAGAUCUUAGAACUUAGAAACUUCAAAGCCUUUUCUUAGGUGACUCGUAUUAUAAAAAAACUGGAUCUUUAGAAGUCAGUUAUGCUUUUCCCUUUGAAAAUUAACCUUUUUUUAAAAUAAUAAAUUGUGUUGCACUGUAUAGCAACACACUUAUGUAAUUCACACUUGAUAUAAAUGUUGGAAAACAUUCCAACAUUUGUAUCAAUUUCCAAGCAAAGUGUUGUAAUAUUUCGUCACUCGUAAAUAUAUACAAUUUAUUGUGUUGCUGGGUAAUAUUUGAACAGAAACUGUUCAUUUUCCAAAAUCAAACUCAUUUGCUUUUGGUCCCCGUCACAAUAGCUCACUAAUGUUUUAAUAAAGAUCCUUUCUUAUCCUCUAGCUGUGUGUACGAUUUCACUUCGUAUUAUUCAGUAUCACGCAUGAGGUCAACGCUAACAUUGAUCAAAAUGAGAAUUGAAAUGCUAAUAUUAGGGAGAAUUUUCAAAAUACUUUCUACAGAACGGCAAAAUAUUGGGGCCAAAAAGUAAAGAGAAUGGGGCUAAAAUAAAGAACGUGAACUUCUUAGACUACUAGCAUUAGCACAGUCACUGAAUUUGUAUGUACAGUAUCAUGUUGCUGUCUUAAAAACACCACCUCUACACAUGUUAAUGAGACAUGCGCGACAAAAGGUUCUCAGUUAGCAAUAGAUCUUUAUUUCUCAUGUCACUUUGAAAGCUUACAAGGAGCUCACAUUUAACUUGGGAAUCCUCAAAUGACACAAGCAAAGAUUAUAUACAGUACUAUAAACUGUCAGCUAUGAUAAAGGAGACCAAAUGUACACAUUUUGUUAUUUCCGUAGCAUAUGUUGUUCUGUAAAGUAAAUUACUUUUUUUUGCCCGAUGCAGGCGCUCAUAUCCAUAAAGCAUUCCAUAUUUCCAUCUUUGCAGUUAUAAAAAUAUCAGAUAUUUCUUAAUUUCUUUCGAUCCCUGUGUUGACAAGUGCGUCUUGAUGCAACUCCUCAACAUUAUUGCUGCAUUAGCACAGUAGUAAAUUCUGGAACUCUUAAGUAAACAUAUAUACUAAAACAUGGCUAUUAGCAAUACUUCCUUGUGUGUGGUUUUUUUUUGUUCUUCCUCUUACACGCUUUAAAAAUACUUCACACUUUCAAAGUGCAAAAAAAAAA
Messenger RNA from Gasterosteus aculeatus aculeatus (three-spined stickleback), 2990 nucleotides. RefSeq names its product solute carrier family 15 member 1. Gene Ontology annotation, biological process: transmembrane transport. Gene Ontology annotation, molecular function: transmembrane transporter activity. Gene Ontology annotation, cellular component: membrane. The record is from RefSeq and is a predicted model, not a curated record. NCBI's taxonomy places the organism in Eukaryota, Metazoa, Chordata, Actinopteri, Perciformes, Gasterosteidae.